Vitrella brassicaformis is the source of this 2419-nucleotide messenger RNA. The record is from the annotation of a GenBank genome assembly. NCBI's taxonomy places the organism in Eukaryota, Vitrellaceae.
CUCCUUUUGCCUUGCAGCCUUUCUGCCUUUUUGCUGACCUUGCUUCUAGUCACCAUGUCAGUCUUCUGCUCAUGGCCAAGGUGGCUGGUUCUUGCUUGCGCGACGGUGGUGCAGCUGUCGCAGGGUCUCCAGCGCCUCAGCAGGACGGCGUUCAUGCCUCCCCUUCACGCCAUGCAGCCAGGGAGGAUCUCGGCUAACAUGCAUCGGAGGAGCCCGCACUGGCGGAUGGCAGCACCUGCUGCCGUGGCAGAAAAAACAGUCGAGGAGACCACGGUCAAGAGGCGGGCAGACAUACGCAACAUCGCCAGUAGGCCAACGAGCCAUGCACGCCACGCCCUGCUGACGUGACGCAUGCUACAUCUGCCUGUGUGUGCGGUUUGUGUCUGAGUGCAGUCAUCGCGCAUGUAGAUCACGGCAAGACGACACUGGUGGAUGCGAUGCUCCAGCAGGCGGCUGUCUUCCGCGAGGGCCAGCAAAUGCAGGAGCGCGUCAUGGACAGCAAUGACCAGGAGCGAGAGAGGGGGAUCACCAUUCUGGCCAAGAACACGGCCAUCAACUACAAGGGCACCAAGAUCAACCUCGUCGACACGCCAGGCCAUGCAGACUUCGGGGGCGAGGUCGAGCGGAUCAUGAAUAUGGUGGAUGGCGUUCUGCUGGUGGUCGACAGCGUGGAGGGGCCAAAGCCGCAGACACGGUUCGUGCUCAAGAAGGCACUGGAGGCGGGGUGCGAGGCAGUGGUGGUGGUCAACAAGUGCGAUCGGCCAGCGGCGCGCCCGGAGGUGGUGAUUGAGAGGACCUUCGACUUGUUCCUGGACCUGGAUGCGUCCGAGGAGCAGCUGGAGUUCCAGGCCAUCUACGCGUCGGCACUUAAAGGCCAGUCUGGGUGGGAGCCUGACCAGCUGCAGGACAACAUGGAGUGUCUCUUUGAGGCCAUCCUCAAGCUGCCGGGCCCGGUGGUCGUGGAGGGCAACCCACUGCAGAUGAUGAUCGCUAAUGUCGACUACGGUACACUCACACGCCGCCGCCACACCACUCGCGGCCCGCUGAUGUGUGUGUGUCAUUUGUGUGGCCCAUGCAGACACGUACAAGGGACGGCUGGCGAUCGGUCGCCUGCAGGCUGGCUCUCUCAAGCCUUCAAUGGGUGUGGGCCUGGCGCGGCCAGGGGAGGCAGUGCGUCGCGGGAGCAUCUCUGAGCUCUUCAUGUUCAACAACCUCGGCAGAACCGCUGUCGAGGAGGCGACAGCAGGUGAGAGGGCGGGGCACACACAGAUAACCGACGAGGGCAACCAAACACACGUCAUGUGUUUUGGUGCGUUGUGCAGGUGAUAUUGUGAUGUUUUCGGGUCUGAGUGACUUCACGAUCGGCGACACAGUGGUCGAUCCAAACAACCCCCAGCCCCUCGUCCCCAUCAAGGUGGAGGAGCCCACUGUUCGCAUGUCGCUUGGCGUCAACAAGAGCCCGCUCGUCGGGAAGGACCCCGACGGCAAGCUUCUCACCAGCGCGCAGAUCCGCGACCGACUCGUCAAGGAGCUUGACAAGAAUGUGGCACUAAAAGUGGAUUUUGAGGGCGGCGGGGGCGACUCGUAUGAGGUCUCGGGCAGAGGGCAGAUGCACCUGACCGUGCUGAUCGAGAACAUGCGGAGGGAGGGCUUCGAGAUGACGGUCGGGCCGCCGACAGUGAUCAUCAAGGAGAUCGACGGAGAGAAGUGCGAGCCGUGGGAGGGUGUGGAGAUCACGGUGCCUGAGAAUUAUAUGGGCGGGGUGGUGCAGGAGAUGCAGGUGCGGAAAUCCGAGAUGGUCCAGAUGCAUCCGGCCAACGACGAGGGCAACGUCUGUCUCGAGUAUCUCAUGCCCACGCGGGCGUCCAUCGGCCUGAGGAGCCAGCUCCUCACCCUCACCAGAGGCACGGCGCUCAUCGACUCGACGUUCGACUCUUAUCGCAAGGUAUAAGCGCCCACCACCAUACACACUCCAGACAGACAGGCAUGACAUCGCCAUCACUUGUGUGUCUCCUCCCUUCUUUAUCCGUUCAUCAGCUUGCUGGCGACAUCUCUCCUCGCGAGCGCGGCUCCCUCCUCGCCUCUGAGACGGGCAAGGCGACGUCCAACGGCAUCCUCAACGCCCAGGUGCGGGGCAAUCUGUUCGUCUCGCCCGGCACGGAGGUGUACAAGGGCAUGAUCGUGGGCAUGAACGCCAAGCCCGACGACCUCAAGGUCAACGUGUGCAAGGAGAAGGCCCUGACCAACGUGCGGUCGGCCACCAAGACCAUCACUGAGGGUGUCGUGCCGCCCAUUGAGGUCACACUCGACUCUGCCGUCGAGUACAUCGGGCCGGACGAGGUGGUCGAGGUCACUCCCAACUUUCUGCGGAUGGCCAAGAGGGACACGGAUGCCAAGAUCGGCAAAAGGAAAUAGCUAG